CAUAGGGUUGAAAGAAAAGUCCGAAGAGGUCCAUAGAAAAAAAAUAUGGCAACGAACAAACGGUGCCACCAGGAAGAUCUUUCACCAACUAUGGAAAGUUAGCAAGAAAUGCGAGAAUGUAAUGACAUGUUGAAUUGGUGGAAAAUUUUGCAGAUAAGAUGAAGAAAGGGAGCGAAAAAUCGGGUGAAACAAAACCAGAUGUUGAUAAAGCUAAACGUGUUUACAGAGCAGCACUUGAGGCCAUCAGAAGAUUAGAUGAAAUUUCGAAACAAAAGAAAGCAUACAGAGAAGUGUUCCACCAAGAUGCUGUAGGACUCCGCAAUAAACUUAAAGAAUACUGUGAAAGACUUAUGUUUUAUAACCCAUCUGAUUAUGGGAGAAAGGCAGAGGAAGUUUUAUGGAGGAAAGUCUUCUAUGAAAUUAUACAACUGAUGAAACAUAACAAAAAACACAUCAGAAUGGGUAGUUCUUUAGAAGCAGCAUUCCGCACACAUCUGUCCUCAGCAACAGGAUACUACUACCAUCUGUUAUUUAGAUUGCAACAAGAAUUUGGUCUCAAAUUUAAUGGUAUAUUAGAUUUUAAUCUUGUACCAGAACAGAAAACAGUAAUGAGAAAAAUGGGACUUUCAAACAGUGUAAAAAAGCGUGACUUUGGUCCAGCAGUUCAAGCUUGGGCUAUUAUGGCUUGUCAUAGGUGCCUGGUCUGUCUUGGUGAUAUUGCACGAUACCAACAGGAUUUUGAUAAAGGAUUUAGUAAAUCGUCAGCAGAAAGAUUUUACUACCAGGCUAUAGCCCUAUGUCCAGAAAAUGGAACACCUCAUAACCAGUUAGGAACACUCAGUGGAUCAAGAUAUUACAAUGUGGAAGCAUCUUAUUACUAUAUACGAUGUUUGGUGUGUGAAAAACCAUUUGAAGGAGCUGAUGGAAACUUACAGAGAUUAUUUGAGAAAAAUAAUAAGCGAUUAGUAGAAUUACAACCCAAUUUAUCACUUCCACCUGAAGUUCAAAGAGUACAUGACACUAAGAUGUUUCUAAUCCAGUUUCUACAGCUGAUUGGUGCAUUUCAUGCCACUGGCAAAGAAAUGAAACCAGCUGAUUUACAAGAAAAGUGCCAGUGUACGCUACAGAAGUUUAAUCUAUGUAUGUUUUAUGAGGUGAAUACAGAAGAUGACAAGAGGGAGGAGAAUACAUACUUCCUGGAUGAUGACAUUGUAUUUAAAAUAGUUAUUAUUUGUAUGUCUACCGUAUAUCUCCUUCAGCUAAAAGGAUCAGGACAGACGACUGCAGCCACAGCUUUCCUUUUAGCCUUAUUUUCACACAUCCUGAACCAUGUGGUGAUCAGACUCCAGGCAUCAUUAUAUGACAAGGAAAACCCAAAUAAAAUACUCGGUCACAUAGAAGAGCAGGAAGAUGAUGAUAUGUCUGAUGAUAACCUUUGUAAUGGUUUGACCUCUGACCCUGAACCAGAUCAACAUAUUAACAAAAAUGAAGAAAACAAAGUAGAAUUAAGUCAACAAGACACAGAGGACAAUAAAGGUCUCUCAGAAAAGAAAUCUCGUCAGUCCAGACCAAAAAGUUAUAAAAGACGACGUAGACGUGCUAGAACUGAUAGUAGUGACAGUUCUGAUCUAUCUGACAUGUCUGAUCUCAGUGAAGGAGGUGAUGACUUACCUGAAGAUUUCAUGUCAGAAGAAUCUGAAGAGGAAGAAGAAUUUGUUGGAUUUUUCACCAACGAUUCAGACUCCGACAUAUCUGAUCACCUCAUGGACAGCCAAGAACUAGAACCUGGCAUUUCUAACGAAGGGAAAAUCUUGGUUAAAAAUAAACUACAGACUAUUGAGGAAAGAAGUAAUGCCAGCGAUAGCUCACAGAAUACUGACAGCAAAUCUCCUCGACCUUCAUCUAAAACUGAUGCUAGCUCUAAGGUCAACCCAUGGCUAAAAUCAGUAGACCGUGAUAAUCUUGCUCAUUUUUCUUCAGAAUUGUUUUCAUCUUCGAUGAGUUUUCUUGGACAGAAUUUUAAAUUUUCUUCACUAGCUGAUUCCUCAUUUGAGAAAGACAUAGAGGAAUAUGAAACAUGCAAAGAUGUGAUACAAGGCAGAAAACAAGUAUCUGUACCUCCUGGAUUUGCCUCUACAUCUGAAGCCCACCAUGUAGCAGAGAUAACCAGCAAGAUGGCUAACUUUGUGAUAGAAACAGACACUGAAGCUAGUAUUAUGCCUACAGAUGCAGAACAGUCUGCUACAGAGACGGAGGAACAGAGCAGUGAAACAGAGUCUGUAGAAAGGUCUGAAGAUGAACACCGUCAGUUACAGUACACUCUAGAUAUUAUACAGCAGGAAGGACUGUUACCUGUUGUCAAGGUGAUGAGUGAUUGGAUGAGAUGUAAUACUGGUGUCAUCUCUACUUGUGCUCAGAGUUCCCAGUCAUUGUGGCACAGAUUGUCAAUUUUACUGAAUAUUUUACCAAAGGAAAACCUCUUGGUUGACAACGAUAAUUGUUGGAUUGAUGAUUUAAAAGAAGUUCUCAAAGUGGUACAAGAAUGUGACUGGAAACAGGUGAUACCUUUGAUGGAGGAUGUCAGUUUGUGUCAGUUCUCUCCCCUGGCAGAGGUUCAUAACAACAUCGAAUUCUCUGUCAAAAGGAGAGGACAGCUCAAUGAAGUUCAGGAGACUUUUCUGAGGAUUGGUUGUAUCAGACAAUUUGGUUAUUUUCUGUCUGAGUUGGACACAAUACAGUUUACUUAUGAAGAAGCUCAGGGUGUAUUUGUGGGACCAUCACAGACCAAUCAUAGCUCUGGAAACGAAAAAGUGGUCAUGCAGAGAGUGGCUGUGGCAGAGAGUAGGAGAAACCAGCUAAUGAAAGACAUGGCACAGUUAAGACUACAGGCUGAGGUAACACAGUUAGAGGGAUCAUUAGACAACAGUGACCAAGGACAUUUCCCUCCCUACUUGAUACCUGACACUACCUCACUGUGUGACUCUCUACAACUUGUUAAACAACUGACUCAGACUAAUAAAGGAAUAGUUAUAAUACCAUUAGCUGUUAUUGAUACUUUAGAUUAUAUGAAGAAAGAGUCUGUUAGAGCAAGAGAGGCCAUUAGAUGGCUGGAAACAGAAUUCAGAAAGGGAAACAGAUACAUCAGAGCACAGAAAAGUAACGAAAAACUUCAGGAAAAUACACCAAAAAAUCUAAAGAAGAAAAACCAGGAAAUGUGGUGUUUAUAUGAGAUAUUUAGUUGUGCCCGAUAUUUAGCUGGACAAGGUGACAUAGCUAGUGGCAACAUGGUGGCUGUGAUGACUAAACAGGAUUUGAAAGCCACUUCUUUGCCUGAUAUUGUCAAACAGCUGAUCAAUAAAUGUUCCAAGGAAGGUAUUGGAAUUGAAAACAUUUCUAACUUUGCCAAUAAAUGGAAAGAAGUCUUAAAGAACAAAGGCUGAAUAUAAAUAAAAGCUGAAAGACAAGAAUCAUAGCAGUACAGCCUAAAACCAACAAACCAACUGUAGACCAAUACCAACCACAAGAAAGUAUAAACAACAACUAGAAAAAAGCAGCAAAUUUGUUAAUCGAUAGAAAUGUAAAAUAAGAUCAAAUCAAAAU
This is a messenger RNA of Mytilus trossulus (common blue mussel), 3600 nucleotides long. RefSeq names its product nonsense-mediated mRNA decay factor SMG5-like. The transcript has 26 exons. Gene Ontology annotation, cellular component: telomerase holoenzyme complex. The record is from RefSeq and is a predicted model, not a curated record. NCBI's taxonomy places the organism in Eukaryota, Metazoa, Mollusca, Bivalvia, Mytilida, Mytilidae. Gene Ontology annotation, biological process: nuclear-transcribed mRNA catabolic process, nonsense-mediated decay. Gene Ontology annotation, molecular function: telomerase RNA binding; telomeric repeat DNA binding; protein binding. Bases 159 to 3440 code for a protein of 1093 amino acids.